Molecule: messenger RNA, 441 nt
Organism: Meleagris gallopavo (turkey)
Lineage: Eukaryota; Metazoa; Chordata; Aves; Galliformes; Phasianidae
Source: RefSeq, a predicted model, not a curated record
CAUAUAAGCCAGGGCGUGGAGCCGGGCCCCGCAGUGCGCUCCGGACCCGCAGCUCUCAGCAUCCAUCCGCGCAGCCAUGAGCACCGGCGUGUACCAAUCCCCCAUGGAGGUGGCUGUCUAUCAGCUGCACAACUUCUCCAUCUCCUUCUUCUCCUCUUUGCUCGGGGGGGACGUGGUCUCCGUGAAGCUGGAUAACAGUGCCUCCGGAGCCAGCGUGGUGGCCAUUGACAACAAGAUCGAGCAGGCAAUGGUGAGCCGCAGCCUUCUGUCAUCUUUAGGGGUUUGUGGGGGGUGGGGUCCCUGCUCCCCGGAGGUGCCGUGCCCAGCAUAGGGGUCCCCCUGCUCCCCAGCCUGUUGCUGGGCAGAGCGGCUCCUUUGUCUGCCUGCAGCUGGCAGUGCUCAUUGGCUCCGUCUGCGCCGCAGUGCGCAGAGAAACAGGGG